Messenger RNA from Xenopus laevis (African clawed frog), 2735 nucleotides. It is a transcript of the gene psen1.L, whose product is annotated as presenilin 1 L homeolog. Lineage: Eukaryota; Metazoa; Chordata; Amphibia; Anura; Pipidae. The coding region runs from base 275 to 1576 and encodes 433 amino acids. Gene Ontology annotation, molecular function: aspartic-type endopeptidase activity; endopeptidase activity; aspartic endopeptidase activity, intramembrane cleaving. Gene Ontology annotation, biological process: intracellular signal transduction; protein processing; calcium ion homeostasis. The transcript has 12 exons. The record is from RefSeq and is a predicted model, not a curated record. Gene Ontology annotation, cellular component: endoplasmic reticulum membrane; gamma-secretase complex; neuron projection.
AGACUACAGAGUCCGCGCACCUAAAAUGGCGAGCGUAUCCGUGAGGAGUGACAAUUUCCGGGUCGGCUGGGAAGCCGGAAGUAAGACAUUGGUGGAUCUUGAACUGCAUUGUGUGGGAGCAGCGGAGUGUUUGAGCUACGGAUAUCAGUAACCGGUCUGGACUGAGAUUCAAAAUAGACCCUGGCACAGAGGCCCCAACUGCCCACCACCGGUCCAAUAAAUACUUCAGCAAAACCAAGUGUCUGAAGAUUCCGCUGACAGCCGCCCAGCUAAUAUGAAUGACACCAGUGAAAGAAGAAGCAAUGAGAACUCGGAGUCUCAGAGCAAUGGGCAGACACAGAGCAGUUCCCAGCAAGUAUUGGAACAGGAUGAGGAAGAAGAUGAGGAACUCACCUUGAAAUAUGGAGCCAAGCAUGUAAUCAUGCUGUUUGUCCCUGUCACACUAUGCAUGGUGGUGGUUGUUGCAACCAUCAAGUCUGUCAGCUUUUACACACGCUUUGAUGGGCAGCUAAUCUACACCCCAUUCACAGAAGACACAGAAAGUGUUGGACAAAGAGCCCUGAACUCCAUACUCAACGCGACCAUAAUGAUCAGUGUAAUUAUAGUUAUGACCAUACUGCUGGUUGUUCUAUACAAGUACAGAUGUUACAAGGUCAUCCAUGGCUGGCUCAUCAUAUCUUCCCUUUUAUUGCUUUUUUUCUUCUCUUAUAUAUACCUUGGUGAAGUGUUUAAAACCUAUAAUGUGGCCGUGGAUUACAUCACUCUGGCUUUACUGAUCUGGAAUUUUGGUGUAGUAGGAAUGAUAUGCAUUCACUGGAAGGGACCCCUUCUCCUGCAGCAGGCCUAUCUUAUCAUGAUUAGUGCUCUUAUGGCUUUGGUGUUUAUUAAAUACCUUCCUGAGUGGACAACUUGGCUCAUCUUAGCCGUGAUAUCUGUUUAUGAUCUCGUUGCUGUCCUGUCUCCAAAAGGACCUUUACGAAUGCUGGUCGAGACAGCACAGGAGAGAAAUGAAACCCUUUUUCCAGCAUUAAUUUAUUCUUCUACAAUGAUAUGGUUAGUGAACAUGGCAGAUGGAGAUCCUGGUUUAAAGCAAAGUGCCUCAACGAAAACAUACAACACACAAGCUCCAACUGCCCAUCCGAGGAGUGAUUCUGCAGCAUCUGAUGAUAAUGGUGGCUUUGAUACAACUUGGGAGGACCACAGGAAUGCACAGAUCGGACCAAUUAAUUCUACUCCAGAAUCCAGAGUUGCUGUCCAGGCUCUUCCGAGCAACAGCCCCCCAAGUGAAGACCCUGAAGAGAGGGGAGUGAAACUUGGACUGGGAGACUUCAUUUUCUAUAGUGUACUUGUUGGAAAGGCAUCUGCCACUGCUAGCGGAGACUGGAACACUACACUGGCUUGUUUUGUGGCCAUACUGAUUGGCCUUUGCCUUACAUUACUUCUACUCGCCAUCUUCAAGAAAGCAUUACCUGCUCUCCCCAUCUCUAUAACUUUUGGACUUGUAUUUUAUUUUGCCACGGACUACCUUGUACAGCCAUUCAUGGACCAACUGGCAUUCCACCAGUUUUAUAUUUAACCCACAUAACUAACCAUUCCCCGGGUUCUUAAUUCCCCAUCACAACUGUAUCUAAGCAAAUAAAGAAGAGAAUUUGCUUCCUGCACUGUGGAAAAAUCAAAGAAUCUCACAUUUUUAUCAUCUCACCCCCAAAGAGGCAGUUUGCUUGAACUUUCUGCGCUGGACAGUUAAACACACGUCCUCUUUCAUCCUACGGGAAAGUCUAGAGUAGGAUAUCACUGUUGUGUGAGGGUACAGUACCAGCAAACAACCUUACAUUCUGUACCCUCUAUGCUUUUUGUAGCGUUUUCUAUCACAAUAUAUGCACGAUAGUGUAGCGUGUGUGUGUAUAUACACACACACACACACACACACACACACACACACACACACACACACACACACACACACACACACACACACGUGUAUUCAAAGCUAGUCAAAGCAUUUAAACACAGCCACAUCAGUUGUUGAGAGAAUUAUAAUGCUAUAACAGAAGCCAUACCAUGCCCUCUGUGAUCUUCCAUAUCUAAAACACUGCUGGCAUCUGUUAUUCUCUUUGGUAGCAUUACUGCUAUCAACUAAUGUAUAUUUUCAACUGCAAAGACUGCAUUCAAAGUCUUGUACAGACAUGCAAUGGUUUUCCUGGCAGAGCAUAGAAGAACAAUGUUAAAAAGUUGCCCUCUAUAUGCCAGUAGAGAGUGCAGCAGUAAAGGUUAAUUGCAACACAUGAUUUUGUUUUUUUAUAUGUAUAUUUUUUUUCUGUACUGUAAAAGCAAUUAUUAGAGUUUUUCAAGCUUUUCUACUAGCAGCAAAUUUACUACUGAAAUUCCCAAAUGACUGCCGCUUAUGCCGAGUAACUCUUUAUACAUGAUCCUGUGCUGGAAUUUGUAAGACAUCUAAUGGGACCAAAACUUCCACUACAGGAUAUGGUCUGCUCUGGGAAUUUAUAGAUUAUCUGUUAUACAUGUUCAUUGGCUUCUAAGAAGAGACUUUUCUCAAGCUGAUCACUACACUGGAAUGCCCCUCAAUUAUGCACAGUUUCAUAAAAAGGGAACAUUUGUAAAUAUAAACCGUUCAGAUGUUUGUUUCAGAAUUUGUAAGACUGUGCCUUUAAAAAAGGUAUAAGAAAUACUGUUCUGUUGGGAAUUUUUGAGUAUAAAGUUAUCAUUUGAAAGUC